Messenger RNA from Hypanus sabinus (Atlantic stingray), 2121 nucleotides. RefSeq names its product wee1-like protein kinase 2-A. Gene Ontology annotation, cellular component: nucleus. The transcript has 11 exons. Lineage: Eukaryota; Metazoa; Chordata; Chondrichthyes; Myliobatiformes; Dasyatidae. The coding region runs from base 1 to 1701 and encodes 566 amino acids. The record is from RefSeq and is a predicted model, not a curated record. Gene Ontology annotation, biological process: regulation of meiosis I; protein phosphorylation; mitotic cell cycle. Gene Ontology annotation, molecular function: ATP binding; magnesium ion binding; non-membrane spanning protein tyrosine kinase activity.
AUGAGCCGCCUGCCCCUCAGUGCCAUCGCCCAGAAGCUCCAGUUCUCCAGCGAUGAGGAAGAGGAGGUCGGAGCCAAGUUCUGCGACAACCUCCGUGUCCAACCAAGAGACGCCGCGUCGCCGGCGCCCAGCGGGGAAUGCGACUCGCCCUUCAGCCGCUUCCCGGUCUGCGCUCGGCUAGCUGUCCCGUCCGGGAGGAAGAGGUCGCCGCGGAGCCCCGGGGUCGGUCUGGCCGCGACAAGCGAGCGUCCCGAGUCACCCGUUCAUUGCAUGAACUGGAGGAAACUGCGACUCUGUGAUACUCCCUACACUCCCAAAAGCCUGUUUUCCAAAGCUGGGCAGAUCUCAACUGCCAAUAAAGGUCCUAUCUCACGGAUUUGCCAACCCUUGGGCUUUGCUGCCAGCUCUGAGCCCCACUGGGUUCCAACAGUGAAUGUGAACCCCUUCACGCCAACCCUGUACCACGAGCUGGGCCUUGCACACAGCACGAAGAAUGAGAGAACAGGAAAGAGGCGGAAGAGAGUUGAAGAAAGAGGCAGGAAACGUGCUGAGAUGAUGGAUGAAGACAAUGAAGAGUUUUUGUGGCCAUCAGAGAAGCUCAACAUCCUUGAGAACAUGGGUUCCCGCUACGCAACAGAAUUUUAUGAGUUGGAGAAGAUUGGAAGUGGAGAAUUUGGGGCGGUGUUUAAAUGUGUGAAGAGACUAGAUGGCUGCCUAUAUGCCAUUAAACGGCUGAAGAGACCAUUGUCUGGCUCAGUGGAUGAGCAGUCUGCGCUCCGCGAGGUGUAUGCACAUGCUGUACUAGGACAUCAUCCCCAUGUGGUGCGCUACUAUUCAGCCUGGGCGGAGGACGACCACAUGCUGAUUCAGAACGAGUAUUGUAACGGGGGCAGUCUGGCAGACACACUGAUGGGGAACUUGCUGGAGGGGAUACUGCUGACUGAGGGAGAGCUGAAGGAGAUCCUAUUGCAAGUGUCAAUGGGGCUGAAGUACAUUCACAACUCCAGUCUGGUUCACAUGGAUGUCAAGCCAAGCAACAUCUUUAUUUGCCGAAGAGUGACACCUGAAGUGAUCGCUGGUACGGAAGAAGAGAGUGACACAGAUGAGGAAGGGAGUUUGGUGACCAAUGUACUGUACAAACUUGGGGACCUUGGCCAUGUAACAUCAAUCUCUAAUCCACAAGUCGAGGAAGGAGACAGCCGCUUCUUGGCAAAUGAAAUUUUGCAAGAGGACUAUUCAAACCUGCCCAAGGCUGACAUCUUUGCGCUGGGCCUGACCAUGGCCCUGGCAGCGGGAGCAGAUGAGCUCCCUCGGAAUGACAUGGCCUGGCACAACAUCAGGGAGGGCAACCUGCCUGCCAUCCCUCAACAGCUCUCGCACGGGUUUCUCGGCCUCCUCACGCAACUAAUCAACCCAGAUCCCGUGGAACGACCCUCUUCCGCUGCCCUCACCCGGCACCCUGUUCUCCGGAGGAAUUCCAGCAAGGUGGCUUCACAGCUCCGAAAAGAGCUCAAUGUGGAACGUUUCCGGACAGCAAUGUUGGAGAGGGAAUUGAUGAAGGCAAGACUCUCGCAGGGCUUUCUGCAGUCUGAGGUUAAACCGCUGCAUGCAGGGAAGAGGCCAGUCCUCCCAGAGAACAGUCGAAGGAUGGUAGGGUGCAGAACCAGCCGCUCAAUAAGCUUCAACUGUGGUGGAUACUGAUGGCCAUUUCUGUCUGGCCAAGAUGCACAGCUGUUGUGCAGUGAUACUCUUUUAAAUUCAACACUGUUUCUCUGUAAAUGUUGCUUUUAAAUCCUUGUUUCUAAUCUGAAAUGUUUCUAAUCUGCCAGAGGUGGCUAUGUCAAGGUGCACAGUAUUGGGCAGAUGGAGCUACUUAACCCUGUAGAAGUGACCUGCAGCAAGUCACUUCUUGGGCCUUGCUCUGGAGGGUAGAGGAGGCAUUAGACCUGUUAGCAAUGAACUGCUCCACUAUGAAUGUCCAUUGCUUGGGUGCAGGCUUGAUCUGAGUUUGCUUGUAAGUGUUUUGUCACCUUGUGGGACUUUCCAGUAUCUGAGAGUACACAGCAGGUCUGAGCUGUUUUAAAAGGACACUCAACCUCUGUCCAGUGAGUAUAAUAAACU